This is a messenger RNA of Arachis duranensis, 2957 nucleotides long. RefSeq lists its product as uncharacterized. Gene Ontology annotation, molecular function: serine-type endopeptidase activity. Bases 45 to 2372 code for a protein of 775 amino acids. Lineage: Eukaryota; Viridiplantae; Streptophyta; Magnoliopsida; Fabales; Fabaceae. Gene Ontology annotation, biological process: proteolysis. The record is from RefSeq and is a predicted model, not a curated record. The transcript is spliced from 12 exons.
AACAAAAAAUAGAUUUAUAGGGUCCGAGGGAGUUAGGAACUCUGAUGGCACUCCCUGCCGUUCUCCUGCUUCGUCACUCCGGCAAGACACUCACCCUCACCUCUUCGUGGUCAUGUUCGCGGCGCGCCACACUCUCUUCCGCUUCCUGUAGCUGCCGACAAAGGAAGCAAGCUCCGGCGCCGCCGCCGCGGUCCCCGAAGAAGGUGCCGUUCAGAGUUUUGGUUCACGGGAAGACGCUAGAAGAUCCAUAUCAUUGGAUGUCCAACACCGACGAUCCCAAUCUGUUGGACCAUCUCCACCGCGAAAAUUCCUACGCCGAAGCCUUCAUGGCUGACGCCCUCCCUCUGCAGUCUGCCUUGGCUUCCGAGAUGAAACGACGAAUCCCCGCCGCCGUUUCCACUCCCCCGGAGCGUUGGGGACCCUGGAUGUAUUACCAAUACAUUCCAGAGGGAAAGGAAUAUCCUGUACUGUGUAGGAAGCUGGAAAAUGAGAGCAGUGGUUGGCCGGCGGCUUUUCGUCGUUGUGGAUUGGCUAGACCAGAAAGGGAGGAAAUUUUGCUUGACUGGAAUGAACUUGCAGAGAAAUAUGGGUAUGUCCAUGUUGGUACAUGUAGGGUUUCACCAGACCACAACUAUCUUGCAUUUGUUAGCCUGGCAUGGGCUCGAGAUGCAACUUCUUUGUUUUAUACUCUGUCAGAUGAAAACCAGAGACCUUACAGAGUUCUAUGCAGAAGACUUGGAUGCGGUCCUUCGAAUGACCUCCCAGUACUUACAGAAAGUGAUCCCAGUUUUUGUGUUGACAUAACAAGCACAAAGGAUGGCAAGUUCAUAACUGUGAAUUCAAACUCAAGGACAUCAUCCGAGGAAGGAACUUAUAUAUCUCCUUUUGUUUAUGUUAUAAAUUCAGCCAAUCCAAUGGAAGGGAUACAAAGGAUAUGUAAACGUACUUCUGGUGUACAGUACUUUGUGGAACAUCACACUGGUUUAUUUUAUAUCCUUACCAACUCUCCAAUGCCCGAUUCUAAGUGGUCUGGUGAUGGUUACUACCUGGUCAGAUGUCAAGUUGAAGAUAUAGAGUCAACUAAAUGGCUGAACAUCAUCCUCCCUGAUGAUGAUACGAGCAUACGUGACAUGGACAUUUUUAAUGGACAUUUGGUUCUUUCCCUCAAUAAAAGAGGUUUUCCUUUGUUGUGUUCCUUGAAUCUUCCCAUGCAAAGUGAUUUGAAGUAUCAGGUAUAUAUUGCAGACCUGAAACCAUGGUACUUUCCUCAGCCAUCUAGCUCAUGCAGUGUGAUUCCUGGUUCAAAUCAUGACUUUCUGAAUUCAGAGUAUCGUGUGGUGCUCUCAUCACCUGUGAUGCCUGAUGUAAUUGUUGAUUAUGACAUGUCAAGACAUACAUAUUCAGUUGUGCAGCAAGAGGAAGUAAAUUGUGUUUCUACUGGCCAGUUUUGCAUUCAAUCUUUGGAGCUACAUGAGAAUAAAAUUCAUGAGGGAUAUAAUAAGAAAGAAUGUAUCAUGAAUUCUGAAUCACAGAUUUGGAAGGACCUUUCUCGAAUAUACUGUUUGCAGAGGGAGGAAGUUAUUUCUCAUGAUGGUGUAAAGGUUCCACUUACCAUUGUGUACUCGAGAGAAUCGUGGCAGCAGUAUAAAUCCCCAGGUCUUUUAGUAGGUUAUGGAGCUUAUGGAGAAGAUUUGGAUAAGGGCUGGUGUUCAGAUCGGCUUAGUUUACUGGAUCGAGGUUGGGUAGUGGCAUUUGCUGAUGUCAGAGGAGGUGGUGGUGGUAAUUCGUCAUGGCACAGGUCUGGGAGUGGGUUAAACAAGCACAAUUCAAUACUUGACUUUGUAUCUUGUGGUAACUAUCUAGUUAGUGAGGGUUAUGUUCAGAGUGAUCAGCUUGGUGCCAUUGCAUGGAGUGCAGGCUGUGUUGUUGUUGGUGCAGCUAUGAACAUGUAUCCACAACUCUUCCGUUCUGCCAUAUUAAAGGUACCAUUUCUUGAUGUAUGCAACACAUUGUUGGAUCCUAGUUUGCCCCUCACAGUCUUAGACUAUGAAGAAUUUGGAAAUCCGAAAAUACAGUCAAACUUUGAUUCUAUUUUUAGUUAUUCUCCUUAUGACAACAUUCCUCAACGCAGUUGCUUUCCUUCUGUUUUGGUUACAGUGGCAGUCAAUGAUUCAAGGGUUGGAGUUUGGGAAGGUGCAAAGUGGGUGGCUAAAGUACGAGACAGUACAUGUCCUAAUUGUUCUCGUUCAGUUAUCAUGAAAACAAGUAUGAUAGGAGGUCAUUUUGGCGAAGGUGGUCACCAUAGUCAAUGUGAUGAAACAGCUUAUGAGUAUGCUUUCCUCAUGAAAACUUUUGGGAUCUUAAAGGAUUAAGUAAAUUUUACGACUAUGGCUGUUGGAAGGUUAUUUUUUAAUUAGUUUGAAGAGUUCCAUUUCUAGGCCAAGGAAGACAAAUUGUUUCUAUCCUUAGCACAAAGCAAGAAUUAGGCCUUGGAGAUUCAGGUUCGAUUUGCUGCACUCUUCCAAGAUAUGCAAUUGUAUGUUUGCUGGAGUUAGCAACAUAAUGUUAAAUGCUUUCUAUUCUUUUGAUAUGAAGAGACCUCGUAAACUAACUUGGAAAGUUAAAUAUUUUACUGUGGAGAAACUUCCUUUCUGUGUUCACUCUGCAAAAUCCUCCAACCCUGUGAGGUGGCGAUGGAACCGGAGAUUGUGAUAGACCCGGAUUACGGAUUGUGUUUCCCAUUUGCUAAUUUAGAUAUGUAUUUUUAGAAUUUGCCAUUGGACUUUGGAUUAUGGACUUUUGAUACUUGAAAAAGACGCGUGUUUGUCUAUUAGAUAAUUCUAAGUCUAGGUCUAGUUUUCUUGAUUGAAUUGUUGAGUUAAUCACCCAUUCACCAUGCACAACCAGAAAUAUUGUCACUUUAGUUAAUGUAAAAAAAUGUGACUAUAUUAUUAUCA